AUGCCACAAGAUUCAAGCGAUGGAUACGAACGUCUUGCUGACAUUACAGAAGCAGCAAAGAAUGAAGGUUCAGAAUUGAAGCAUGUGAUUCGUGACGUCAUCAGACACUAUUCUGAUUUAAGUUCUGAUUUGCAUGAUUAUUAUGAAAAGAACUUGAAGAAAUGUCCUGAAGUUGUAGAUCAGACAGUCAAUGACUUGUAUAAUUCAGCGCAAAAUUUCAAAGAUAAUCUGAAUAUAUUUGUUGAUUCGAUGAUGGAUUUAUCUCCACCCGAGAAGAUUUCUGGCUUCAAUAUCUCAAAGAUCUUCGCAAAUUCAAUUUUUCUUCUUCUCAUAUCUUCCAUGUCUCUGUUUAUCGGAUCUUACAUCACUGCUCCAGUAUUCGGAGUAAUCUUCUUGAAUCUCGGUGCAGUCCUGGUUGCAACUAUCGCGAUUCCAGUGACCGCAAGUUAUGUUUAUCAUAAUCUCAAAGUGAGAUCAUUGGCAGAAAAACGGAUUGCAUGUGCUGGGUUCAUCUUUAUUCAGUCGGUUCUCAUUGGUUUUAUCAAUCAAAAUGAUUGGUUAGAAUCUUCUCCGUAUGCUGUACUGACUCAGAUUAUCUCCUCAUUCGUCUAUCCACUUGCAUUGGCACAUACAGACAACAGAAAGAAAAUUCUUGGUUUUGUUGCUGGAUCAAUUCUUUUAUUCAACGUGUCACAUGGUUUUCUUGCUUCUGGAAUGGACGGAACAUUCUUGACAAUUUCUAUUUUGUACACUCUUCUAUCCAUUUCACUCAUUCAAUACUCAAUUGCUUUCCGCUGUCUGACUGAUUUCGAUAUGAUGCAUUCGUCAAUGCAGUACGUGUUAUUGAUUUCAGUAUCCAAAAUGUUUGUAUUGAUGUCUCUUGGAAAUCAUAAAUGA
This is a messenger RNA of Caenorhabditis remanei, 897 nucleotides long. RefSeq lists its product as uncharacterized. Bases 1 to 897 code for a protein of 298 amino acids. The transcript has 5 exons. NCBI's taxonomy places the organism in Eukaryota, Metazoa, Nematoda, Chromadorea, Rhabditida, Rhabditidae. The record is from RefSeq and is a predicted model, not a curated record.